AUAAUAAGUCUUACUGAAUCAAUGCAGAUAAAGAUGACAGACAUAAUGAAGCUUUUUUACCCUGUUUUAAUAUUUUUGGGAGUAGAGUGUCAGGAGCCUCGGUAUCAUGGGGAAUUUAAUCUGAGGUUUUAUGGGAAGCUUCCAAGCAAGGACUACCAAACCAUUUUCUCAGCAGAGAAUCAAACGUUUGGAAGAACGAUUAAUCAGUGUUCCCAAUUUUGUAUCAGUGACCAACGAUGUAUAGGGAUAGAAAUUUGUCAAAUCAGACAGGAUUUGUUUCAAUGUCGAGUUUGCUGUGAGUGGAAGAAAAUGGGAACAAACAAUAUUGAUGAACAUCCUGGAUGUAAAUACUUAGAAAUGGAAAAUCGGGGCAGUGAAAACUUAGCCAUGAAUGCCACAAUGAGCACAGCUUACAAUAUCAACCACUUAGCAUCAAACGCAGUAGACGGUAUCACAACUUGCAUUAUAGAAUCAUCACCGGCUCGAGUGGCGCACACUGAUCUGGAGAUAAGACCAUGGCUGAAGAUCAUUCUGAAGAAUUCCGUCAAUGUUAAGGAAGUGUUGAUUUACAACAGGCAAGAUUGCUGUGGGGAAAAAUUUCAUAACGUCGAGGUGAAUGUAACAGAAAACGGACAGAAAACUCCAUGUGGAUUUUAUCCUGGUCCUGGUGAAAGUAAAGACCGCAUAUUAUUUCUGUGUGAAAAUGGCGCCCGAGGAGAUGGCGUCAUAAUAUCCAUUGUGCGAAAUGAACAGCCCGUAUAUUUAGGUGUAUGUGAAGUCGAGGUUUUUGGUCAGCCUUAAGAUGUAGACAUGUAGCCCUUUCAUGAGGUCAAUUCUUAUUUACAUUGACUUUACAGAAAAAAUAUAUCGACCAAGCACAGGCGUGAAGUAAAUGUUUGGGUUUUUUCAGGGAUUGCACAAAUGAAAGAACUACAUUUACUCACUUUUAUCUGCAACCGUCUAAUUUGUAAGAUUAUUAUUAAAAAGAUUUUUAUAAUCUGAAGAAAAACACAUCCCUAGAAAUUAACGCUCAAUCCAAGUACUCUCUGAUUAACAAUACAUGUAUAUGUUUGCUAAAAAUAUAGGAAAUAAAACUUCUUAGA
Molecule: messenger RNA, 1103 nt
Organism: Saccostrea cuccullata (small rock oyster)
Lineage: Eukaryota; Metazoa; Mollusca; Bivalvia; Ostreida; Ostreidae
Product: pentraxin fusion protein-like
Exons: 4
Coding region: 22-801 (259 amino acids)
Source: RefSeq, a predicted model, not a curated record